Molecule: messenger RNA, 1142 nt
Organism: Alnus glutinosa
Lineage: Eukaryota; Viridiplantae; Streptophyta; Magnoliopsida; Fagales; Betulaceae
Exons: 2
Coding region: 284-994 (236 amino acids)
Source: RefSeq, a predicted model, not a curated record
CAGUAGGCCUCGAACAAUAUUUAAUUCACGUAGUACUAAGUUUGAUAGGAUUAAUUCAUGAAGUCAGUGAUCUACUUAUCUCUAUUAGCUUCCCUGAGCUAACUCCGGCUUUCUCAGUUAAUGUUUCCACUUCCAACCAGUUUUUGCUGUCCUACUUUGAGAAGUCAAAAGGUUGCGUUUAAACAAAUCCAAAACACCAUGGAUCGAUCCUCUUCUGGUGCGAGUUUAUGAACAAUAAAAAGCCCACCAACUCCGCCAUUGUUGUUACCAGAAAGGAAAAAUCAUGGGUUUCGGAAAGGAGGAGCUUGAUUUGGUGUUGGCCCCUGCUGGGUUGAUGAUCAUGUUUGCUUACCACCUCUACCUCCUUCACAGAUACCUUCGUUGCCCUGAAACCACGUUCAUGGGCUACGAGAACAAUGACAAGAAAGCUUGGGUCCAAAGUAUUAUGAAGCACAAAGACAAGGAUGUUAUAAGCUCGGCUCUAACUGCGACCACGACCAACACAAGUGCAUCAAUUUACUUGGCAACAAUCUCUUUAACUCUCUGCUCUCUCAUUGGAGCAUGGAUUGCAAACUCUUCCAACAACCUCUUCCAGAGCACCAUCAUCUUCGGCGACACGAGGCCGUCCACCAUGUCCGUCAAGUACAUAAGCCUCCUGACCUGCUUCCUCCUUGCUUUUUCAUGCUUUGUUCAGUCAGCCAGGCACUUUGUCCAUGCAAACUAUCUCAUAAGCCACCCAGGAACUAGCAGUCCUGUAAAAAACGUGGAGCUGGCGGUUAUAAGGGGAGGUGAGCUUUGGUCGCUUGGGCUUCGAGCAUUAUAUUUUGCUCUGAAUUUGCUGCUCUGGUUUUUCGGUCCAAUACCCAUGUUUGCUUCCUCCAUUAUUAUGGUGAUAAUCCUCUAUCACCAAGACGUCAAUUCUCUUCCAUUGCAUCAGUAUGGGUCUGAGGGGAGCCAUGUGAUGAUCAAAGGGACUGGUCUGCGGGAUGUCUAAGGCAUGCAGCUUCUGUUAUUGAGCAUCAUAAUGUGUAAGGUUUAGUUGUGGUCUAAAAGUGUUCUAUUGUCUCAAAAUGAAGCACCAUUGCUAUGGAUUUUUUUUAACAUCAAGUUUUUAGAAGAAACCAAGCUCUUGUUGAUUACUA